AAUUAAUCUCUACACUUCUCUCUCUGCAAUUACUCCUUGAGAGCAUCUCUCUCUAGAAUAUCGAGUAUUGCUGACUUGAGCGUCGAAGUGUUUUCCCCAAGAAAACAUCCUCGGGAUUUGUAGGUGUAGAAGCAGCCGAGGACUUCAACAGCGCUGGAUUGCGAAGCUGCCCAAACAUUUGGCGUCGUCUGUGGGAACCUUGAACAAGAAGUCGCGUAGCUUAACCCGUUGAAAGACAAAAUGGCUCGUACUUUUACAGGAAGUCGCCCUCCAAGAAAUGAAAUAGACGAACAGGAGGACGCACAAUUGUCUAAGCCUGGCUUAAAUGAUUUUAGACCAAUGCCCAGAAACCUUUUUAUAGGGGGAGCAAAACAGGAUCAACUAAGUGAAACAAAUGAUGAUGAGAGAACACCAACUGGGUAUGCAACUCAGCCCGAACAUGUCCAAAUUCCAAUAGAGACAAGGCAAAGACAUCCCAGACCAUACAAUUCACAACAUGAACGACCUGAAAGGGAUGCACAGUCAGCUACUGUGGUUGCAACUCGAAACUCCCCCGCUCUAAGUAACAUAGUAGUACCGACCAAACUAAGGGGAAGUGGGAAGUUAAACAAUGAGCCUAGCUCGUCCAAACACAAUGAAGAACUGAUGAGGAAGAAUGUGGACCUUGAAAGGCAUCUACGGGACGUACAAAAAUCCAUUGACGAGCUGAAAAGUCCCAGGUCGCACCAACAAACCCUUGACUUGGAUAGUGCCCCACUAAACCUAUCCAUCACAGCGGAACCGUAUGAAGAGGAAUUCAAAAUCCCCCAUCUAGAGACGUAUGAUGGCUCGGGUGACCCAGACGAGCACCUACAUACCUAUCAGGCCAUCAUGAGAAUCCAAAAUGUUAAUGAUGCCAUGAUGUGCAAAGUGUUCCCAGCGACGCUGAAGUCAACGGCCAGGAGAUUGUACCAUAAACCCUCCAGACACUCUAUAGACUCAUACUCCCAGCUCACCAAGCUAUUCUCCAACAAAUUUGCGAGCCAAAGGGAGAUUAAACGUACUGCGACCAAACUGAUGCAGGUUCAUCAGAAAAAGGGAGAAUCCUUGAGGGACUACAUGCAACGAUUCAACAAAGCUACUUUGGAUAUUGAUAAUGUCCCCGAUACCAUCUACUUAUCUACCUUAUUGCAUGGUUUAAAGCCUGGCAAGUUUCUAGACGACCUGCUGGAGAAUCCACCUAAGUCGUGGAAUGAUGUCAAGAGUAACCCUCCCCAAACGCACGACCCUUCACGAGCUGACAGAAGCAAGUAUUGUGACUACCACCGUGGAUAUGGCCACAACACAGAAGAUUGUCAAAGCCUAAAGGACGAGCUUGAAUUUUUAGCUCGCAAUGGAAAGUUGGAGGGGUAUGUACAAAAGCCUUUUGUUCGACAACCCACCCAGACCCAUUUUGUGCAAGAGUAUGGCCAAUCUCAAGCACCUGGACAUCAGCUCAGUAGCAAUCCAAAUCCUUAUCAGGCGAGUCAAUACUCAUCUGAGCCGACCAGAGCAUACAGGGGACGCCCAUUCAAUAAGCGCGAGCAAGGACAGAAAGCAUCCACGCAGAACCAAAAAGAUCACAGAGGGGUUGGAUACAGUGGGAUACCCCCGCCAUCUGGCACAAUCAACAUGAUCUCUGGUGGUAUGCACGCAGGAGGCCCAAACGCUCGAGGCCGCAAGACGUAUGCUUGCCAGCCCAUUACAUUUAGCCCGACAGACUAUAAGCGAGCAGAAGGAGAACCCGACGUUAUGAUGCCUCACGCAGAUCCUUUCGUGGCAACAGUCCAUAUAGGCAAUCAUAACGUCAAUAAGGUCUUCAUUGAUAUUGGAAGCUCACCAGAUAUCUUAUACUGGAGCUGUUUUCAAAAAAUGCAACUUAAUCCAAGCUCGCUGCAAAAGUAUGAAGGGCCCAUAUAUGGGUUUGAUAACCAGCCCGUCCCGGUUGAGGGAGUUAUUACUCUUCCCAUAUAUGUGGGUUCCGAACCACGCUUCAGGAUGGCGUCUGUUAGCUUUCUGGUCAUGAAGAUGGAAUCAGCUUUCAAUGCUAUAUUGGGAAGAGCCACCCUCUGCGAGCUAAAGGCCAUCAUCUCCCAACCUCAUCUCUGCAUGAAGUUCCCAACUCCUCAAGGGGUAGGAGUACUUAAGGGGAACCAGAAGAUGGCCAGAGCCUGCUACCAAGACACUUUCAAGAAGGUUGAGCUCGCCGCAGCCCUGGCAGGUUCUGAAAAUCACAAGUCAACUCAGCCCGACCAACAGACAAUGAGUAUAUCAGACAUUGAGCAUCGACCUGAGGGUAUCGGCACCAAGCUCACAGAAGAAGAACGAGCAGAGCUUCUAAAGUUUUUGAGGGUUAAUCAAGUUGUGUUUGCGUGGACUAUGGAUGUAAUGCCUAGCAUCCUAGUAGAGUUGACCGUCCAUAAGCUCAACACAGACCCCACCAAAAGGCCGGUGGUUCAGAAGCGUCGCCUUUUUGGCCUUCAGAAGCAAGCUGCCAUAGAUGAAGAGAUACAAAAGCUGCUACAGGCAGGCUUCAUCAGAAGAGUGGAAUACUCUGAGUGGGUAUCCAACCCUGUGCUUGUCAAAAAACCAAACGGCAAGUGGAAGAUGUGUAUUGAUUUCACCAACUUAAAUGAGGCAUGUCCAAAAGAACCUCAUCCCUUGCCAAAUGUUGAGAAGCUAGUAGAGCGGGCAGUCGGGCAUGAAUGGAUGAGCUUCCUUGAUGCCAGCUCGGGUUAUCAUCAGCUGGUGCAAUGUAUCAAAAGCUGGUGCAAUGUAUCAAAAGCUGGUGCAAUGUAUCAAAAGCUGGUGCAAAUCAUCUUUAAGCUCCAGAUCGGCAGGAACAUAGAGAACUUGCACCGAGCCCAGAUGAAGUUGAAUCCCCUGAAGUGCACGUUUGCUAUAGAAUCAGGAAAAUUUCUAGGGUACGUAGUAUCCAAGAAAGGAAUUGAAGUGAACCCAGAGAAGGUUCAAGCCGUUCAGCAGAUGGAGCCUCCCAAAACCAUAAAGGAUGUGCUGCGCUUGACAGAGGAGGCCAUAAGUUCGGUUUUACUAAGGGAAGAGAAUAAGCAUCAAAAGCCUAUCUGUUAUGUGAGUAAAGUUUUACAAGGUGCCGAGCAGAACUACCCACUAGCAGAAAAGGCUGCUUUUGCCUUGGUGUACACGGCUUGGAAAUUGAGAGCUUACCUCCAGUCACAUCAAAUUGUCGUUUACACCGAUCUGCCGUUGAGAAAGAUACUGCAGAAGCCUAAACUCUCGGGUCGGCUUAUUGGGUGGAGUGUCGAGCUGAGUGAGUAUGACCUCAAGUUUCAACUGCGAACAACCAUAAAGGGCCAGGCUAUGGCAGACUUCCUUGUUGAGUGCAUCUCGGCCAUUUUUGAAGAAAAGGCACCUGAGCGCCCAGUCUGGGUCUUAUAUGUUGAUGGAGCUGCUAACAUUGAGGGAUCGAGUGCUGGGGCUGUGUUAGUGGGCCCAGAUGGCUUUAAAUCCGAGCAUGCACUGAGGUUUAAGUUUCAGACAACUAACAAUGUUGCAGAAUAUGAAGCCCUCAUUUAUGGAUUGAAGCUAGUGUCCGAGCUGAAGGUACAGAGCAUUCAGGACCUCAACCCUCAUAGGUCAACAAUUGUGGAAGUACUUGACGCUCCGAGCUACACCGAUUUCAUAGUCGAAUGUCAGCUGUUCAGCAUAGAUCCCUCUUCACCAAGCUGGACCACCCCGCUCAUAAAUUAUCUGCAAAGUGGCGAGCUACCUGAAGAUCCGUCCGCUGCAAAGUUGAUUAAACGAGAAAUGCUCUUAUCACUCUCGUCUCCCUGGCCUUUUGCUCAAUGGGGAGUCAACUUGCUCGACCCCUUUGUGAAAGGCAAAGGAGGUUGCACUUACCUUAUUGUUGCGGUGGAUUACUUCACCAAAUGGAUAGAAGCUAAACCAUUGUCCGCGACAACAAAAAAGAAAAUAGAAGAAUUCUUGUUCAAUUCAAUAUUGUACAUGUUCAGUAUUCCUAAGCAGAUCAUCGCAGACAAUGGUCCGCAGUUCCGAGCCACGGCACUGAGGUCGUUCUGUAACGACUAUGGCAUUGAGCUUGCCUUGACAUCCGUGUAUACUCCACAAUCAAAUGGACAAGCUGAGUCUGCCAAUAAAAUCAUCUUGCGAGGCCUCAAGACGCGCGUUUUAGCUGCGCAUUCUAACUGGGUUGACGAGCUCAAUAAAGUGCUUUGGUCAUGUCGCACUACACCAAGCUCGGCUAUAGGCGAAACCCCAUUCAGCUUGGCGUAUGGAGCUGAGGCCGUCAUCCCCAUUGAGGUCGGAUUGCCAUCUGAUAGAUCAGAUCACCAUGACGAUCUUAAUAAUGAGCAACUAUUAACAGAGAACCUAGACCUCGUAGCAAAGGUCGACGAUCUGGUUCUACGCAAAGCUGGAUUAACCAAUGUUUAUUCGCACAUGGGCAAGCUCGUUCCUAAUUGGGAAGGUCCUUAUAUGGUUAUUUAUAUUAAGCAACCUGGGUGUUACCAGUUAGCAGAUUUACAAGGUCGUCCAUUAUCAUUCAUUUGGAACAUACAUAACCUUAGAAAGUUUUACAGUUAGCUUUCUGAUGUAGUUAUUUUAAUUCAAGUUAUUGUCAAUAAUUGUAAACAACAAUGUAUGGAAAAUUCAAUAUAGAAAGCUCAAAACAAAAGAUUCAACUUUGU
This is a messenger RNA of Rubroshorea leprosula, 4703 nucleotides long. Lineage: Eukaryota; Viridiplantae; Streptophyta; Magnoliopsida; Malvales; Dipterocarpaceae. The record is from the annotation of a GenBank genome assembly.